UCUCUUGGCAGUCACCCUCCACAGAGCCUUCUCUUGGCAGUCACCCCUGUGCAGCUGUGAAAUUGAAAGCUCCGCCCAUUGGAUCCAUUAGUCCCGCCCACUGCAUGAGUGACUGAGGGGAAGGGCCGCCCGGUGUGUACAGGAAUGGUCGGGGGUUAUGUGGACUGUCACUGCCAUAUGACAGCCGAGGAGUUCGCACAGGAUACAGCGGAUAUACUGGAAAGAUCAAGAAAGGCAGGAGUCCGGGCUCUUGUAUCGGUAACAGAACACGCCGGAGAGCUGGAAAGUCUUCUACGUCUUUCAGAAAGGUACCCCAAUUAUGUUAUGCCGUGUUUUGGCGUGCAUCCUAUCCAGAGUAAAGCAGAAGGGUAUCGCAGUGUGACACUGCAGGACCUGGAACCUGUUCUUGAAAAGUUUGAAAAGUACAAAGACCACCUCGUCGGCAUUGGAGAAAUUGGGUUGGACUUCACGCCCUGGCUCACUCCCACCGCCAAAGAGAGAGAAGAGCAGCUGAAGGUUUUUCAGAUGCAACUCGACAUUGCAAAACAAUUGGACUUACCUGUGUCAGUAUACAGCAGACCCAGUGCAAACGCUUCCUCUGAGCUAAGUGUGACUCCAACAGAAGUGAAUUGGGAGAGUCGGGAAAUGUCCAUUCUCGUUCAGCUGGAAGACAGACGGUGGCUUUUCUUAAGGAACAAGGUGCUCAGAAGGUUUUACUGCACAAUUUCGCCGGUCGCCCCUCAGUUGCUUUGGAGGGAGCACAGGCCGGAUAUUUCUUCUCCUUUCCCCCAGCAGUCACAAAUAACGAUCAGGAAAGGAAUAUCCCGGCCAAUAUCUUCAUCCCCUGUGAAUACAUUGCUCGUGUGAAGGGCCUUUCAUCGGAGAAAGUCUGCGAGGUGACAGCACAUAAUGCUUUCCGGCUUUUUCCAAAGAUUUGUCACAGGCUGAGUAUUGACAGCCCAUCCUUAGGAUAGCCCAUAAACCUCAGGUCCCUGCCAGUCAGCUCCAUGAAGGGGCCGCGGUCCGCGUCCCUGUCAUUGUUUACCAAGCACAGCGCCACACUUUUGAUAGUGGUUCUGCCUGGAAUUGCAUCUCAGUACGAAUGGUGCAGAUGGGACUGAGCUGCAAUACCAGGCACAGUCACAACCAAAAGCGUGGCGCUGAGCCUAGCGAACAAUGAAAGGGAUGUGGCGUUUGCUAGAGCGAUGUGGUCCUUUUAACCCCUUAACCAAGCCAGUGGUAGUGAAGUUUUGUUUAUUUUUCCUCUGCAGGACAAUUUGUAAUUUUUAAUGGCUUCAUGUAAUGUUCCAUUUAAUGUACUGAGAAACUGCCAAAAAAAAAGAAUUGUGGCUGAAAUGAAAAAAAAACACCCCACAAUUCUACCAUUGUUUUUUAGGUUUUGUUUUUACAGCGUUCACAAUGCGGUAAAAUAGACCUAGUAACUUUAUUCUGCGGGUCAGCGCGAUUGCGUCAAUACCAAAUUUCAAUAGUUUUACUGCUUGUAAACAAAAAUUGGUUUGUGUCCCCAUAUUCUGACACCCAUGACUUUUUAUUCUUCCAUUGACGGUGUGUUUUCGUUUGUAUUGGUACUUCAUUUUUGGCUGCACACAACUUUUUGAACAUAUUUUAUUUAAUAUUUUUCAGCAGAGGCAGUGUGACCAGG
Bufo bufo (common toad) is the source of this 1663-nucleotide messenger RNA. Its product is annotated as putative deoxyribonuclease tatdn3-A. NCBI's taxonomy places the organism in Eukaryota, Metazoa, Chordata, Amphibia, Anura, Bufonidae. The coding region runs from base 145 to 867 and encodes 240 amino acids. The record is from RefSeq and is a predicted model, not a curated record. The transcript has 9 exons. Gene Ontology annotation, molecular function: hydrolase activity, acting on ester bonds.